Messenger RNA from Cyphellophora europaea CBS 101466, 636 nucleotides. RefSeq lists its product as uncharacterized. The record is from RefSeq and is a predicted model, not a curated record. NCBI's taxonomy places the organism in Eukaryota, Fungi, Ascomycota, Eurotiomycetes, Chaetothyriales, Cyphellophoraceae. Bases 1 to 636 code for a protein of 211 amino acids. The transcript has 2 exons.
AUGUCGACUGGUUUAGCAUACUCGGCCCAACGCCGCGCCAACGACCAAACCGAGCGCAAUGCCUUGGCUGGUGUAAUCGAACCACGGUUCAUUGGUAACUUCCAGAACCAGAACCUUUCGCCCGAGGCCAGAAUCAUGCAGAAUGCAAGAAGAGCAAUCGACGCCAAGACGAGCGAGGUUGCCAGCCUCCAAGCCCAGAUCACCCAACUGCAGCAGCAGAACACUCGGCUGCAGCAGGACAAGGCGCAGCUGCAGCAGCAGCUUCAUGUCAACCAUCGACAAGUCCAUGGCGGUGGUAAUCAAGGCGGUCUUGGCCUGGUGUAUAACGCCACCACCUCCCGAUACGAGCCCACGGCCUCCGCCUACACAGCGGACCAGCUCACGCAGAUCCGACGCAACCAGCGGGUCGCUGACCUCCACCAGCGCACCAGCCGCCUGGUCAACCAAGUCGAGGCUCGCGUGGGCGGCAGCCAGGGCGUCGUUGGUCAGGAGAUGGAUGUCGCGCUGCGUGUCGCCAACGAUGCGCUCACCGACAUGGCGGAUGCGGUCGAGCAGGCGGAUUUGGGCCAGGCGAGGAGGGAUGCGUGGGCGAGGACGCAGGCGAGCUUGGGGAGAGGGUUUCAUUUUGAGCGCUGA